Diaporthe citri is the source of this 1308-nucleotide messenger RNA. RefSeq lists its product as uncharacterized. NCBI's taxonomy places the organism in Eukaryota, Fungi, Ascomycota, Sordariomycetes, Diaporthales, Diaporthaceae. Gene Ontology annotation, biological process: DNA-templated transcription. The transcript is spliced from 4 exons. Gene Ontology annotation, cellular component: nucleus. The coding region runs from base 1 to 1308 and encodes 435 amino acids. Gene Ontology annotation, molecular function: DNA binding; zinc ion binding. The record is from RefSeq and is a predicted model, not a curated record.
AUGCCGAGUCUGGUCCAGUCUGACCUGGACCAAUUAUACAUGGACAGGAUACAUAUGUUCAUACCAAUCAUACACCACGGCCGCUACACCGAGUGGGCUAAAUCCGAGCCAGGCUCCACGGGCGAGGCACAGAAUGCCCUACGGAAUGCCAUGUGGACUUUGGCUGCCUCGGCCUCGGCUUACCACCUGACGCUCCGGGACUCGCUCUACCAAAGGACAAGGCAGGCUCUUGAGAAUCUCGACCAGCGCACCGGCAGCGCAGACGAACCCACUACCACCACUACCACUGCCAUCACAGCUACUGCCGACACGGAGGUCGUGCAGGCGUGGCUGCUACUGGCUGUCCACGAGCUCAUGUGUGUGAGCUUCCGCCGCGCCUGGAUCACAGCCGGGCGGGCCUUUCGACUCAUCCAGCUAGAUCCUUCGUGGACAGCCGCGGAUGGUGGCGUACCCACUGAGAUGAAUAUUGACAGUCAGAAUCACCAUGCGCAAUGGAUUGAGAUUGAGCAGCGGCGGAGGACCUUUUGGUUCGCGUACUGCCUAGACCGGCUCAUGAGCCUGCGCAACGGAUCACCUCCUACGUUUAGCGAACGAGUAUCUGUGCGGCUCCCCUGCCCCGAGGUGGCGUUCCAAUACGGCCAGCCCGUGCCCAUGGGCUUCCUCUCAGAAUUCAAGACUACAAGUAUAGCAUCCACAUCCACCUCUCCCGCAAUGGUGCCCUCGUCCCCAUUUCAUGAAUGUAUAGUAGCGGCUACAGUAGCUGGGCAUGCCCUGUCACACCGCCGGCAGGCGGUGAUGGACACAGCGACCGGGCGUGACACCACCACCGCGCAGACACCGCACGACAUGUUCGCCUUCUGGGACCGCCACGCUUGGCUCGACUCGCUAGCAGCCGACAGCAUGGGCGCCUUUGCCGUGCACCAUCCUCCAGCGGCACAGGAGCGGGAGCCCAUGCUGCUUUUUCUGGCUAUGGUGUGGCGCGCGAUCGUGCUUUACCUGUGGCACACCGCGGACGGUUAUCCGACUCCGGCUCCGAACCUGGAUAUGAGUCACGUUGUCAGCAUCGAGUCGCCUGCGCAGAUGGCCGAUAGGGCGGCUCAGGAGGUGCUCCGCUUGAUGGGGAAGAUGUCCGAACUAAAUAGCUGGAAGGUUCAUCCGCUCAUGAGCAUCCCCUUGACGCUGUGCGCCGAGCUUCUGUCGACUAGGGCCGACCUGAUGGCGGCAUUUUCCCAGAAGCUAAGGGAAAUCACGCAAGCUGCACAUAGUCUGGGGCCGUUAUCUGGUGCAGGGAUGCGAGCAUACCAAUGA